GAUGUUAUCACCUCUACGAGAAGAAAUAAAAGUAGUUUGUCAAGUUGUCGCUUCAAGAUCUAUCUCAAAAAAGAUAUUAACUUUAGGAGAGAAUAGAAAUUUUCCCUAUAGACAUGCUAUGUUCUAUUCGACUCUUAUAGAAGAUUGUAGAACAGACAUAAAAUUUAUUCAUAUUGAAAAUCACCUAGAUUUAAUAAAUCUUAAUAAAACUGUUGAGAAACUAAACAAAGAAUUACGUAAUAACGAGGCAUACAUCUAUUUAGACGCCGAUUUGAAUAUGUCAAAAGUUAUAUUGAGCGAAUUUUUAAAGGAAAAUCAUAUACAUUGGAUAGUUGGAACUAGAACUUUACUGUCUCAAGAUUUAAAUAAAAUGUUAUUGCUAGACAUACGUAAUUUGAUGCUAAUCCUACCAGAAAUUUGCGAUCAAGUCGAAAAUUGUACUGAAAAACUAUUCCAAACAGCUCUCACAACAGACUUUUACUUUUCAAAAGAAACUUGCAAACUCUUAGAGAAGAAGAACGAAAGUUAUGAGUCUGUUGUACUGCACAAGGAAAAUGAUAUUGCAAAAAUUCUCUACGUUGUCAUUCCAAAAGUGAUUAAUUACGAACCGUUUUGGCUAAAGGAAGAUGGAAAAAUUUCUGGCUUAUUCGUCGACGUUGCAAAAGAAGUUGCUGACGGUCUUGGAAUAGAAGAAAUAAAAUAUUUAGAGGACGAUAGAGUUGAAGAGGUUAAAGGAUUUUCCAAAGUUCUACAAUUUAUAUGGAGUAAAGAAUUAUCGGAUUUACAUUACGUAAUAUCGUCUCCUAUAGAUGUUACUAUUCAAUUCACUGAGCCAAAUUCCUCCUUAAUGGAAAAACCUAUUUUCUGGUUUAUAACUGCCUCUUGUAGUUUAAUCUAUUACAUUUUCAAACAUGUCUUUGAUGUGAUAUCUCCUAAUCUAUUGAUUAUUAAGCCCUCUGAUAACGCAUUAGCCACCCACGAGCUCUCAGAAGAUAGUGGAGGUUUAUGGGGUGGAGUCUUUCAUAUUUUCACAACGAGAAUUUUAACAGAACCAACAACAAUUACCGGAAAAGUUCUUGCCUUCGUUUCCUCAAUGUUUCUAAGUUGCUUGCAUACUGCGGUUGUAUCAUACAAUCUUCUUAAAUAUAUCGGUGACGAUAAUUAUGACUUUGUCAGUGAAUGCGAUAUAACUGAAAAAGGUUUAUGGGAGACACUUAGGUUGGCAAUUGUUGAGAAGAACUGUUCAAUAAGGCUGAAUGAACUUUCAGCCUAUUGCACUCUUGAUAAAAUUUCAGAGAAACUUAUAAUCGUUAGGCCUCUAAUAUCGCGUCAAAUGGAACGCAAUUAUUUAAGUAUUAACACCACCUAUCAAACAAUACGAAAAUUCUUAGCAAAUGGCGAAGAAGAAUUAGAAAUUAUACGCGAAUCGUACGAAUCAAGAAUGAAUGACUUUCGCCAUUUACUAUUCUCCCAGACCAAUAGUCAAGUCAAGUAUCACAAGAUAAUGUUGUAUAGCCUGGCAACACUGGCAAUAGCUUACGCCAUCUAUGGCUUUUUUAGUUUCAUCAUUUAUUCAGUAAAAGAUGCUAGACAAUUUAGGGAUGUAGACCCAAUUAGUCGUUUGAAGAAAGGCCUUAAAAAUAGAUUAAGUAUUGUACGUGAAACUAUAAUGUUGAGUUGUAAAUAUCAAUUAGAAAAAAUAACAAGAUUUGGUUGUUAA
Dimorphilus gyrociliatus is the source of this 1720-nucleotide messenger RNA. NCBI's taxonomy places the organism in Eukaryota, Metazoa, Annelida, Polychaeta, Dinophilidae. The record is from the annotation of a GenBank genome assembly.